Messenger RNA from Funneliformis mosseae, 1106 nucleotides. The record is from the annotation of a GenBank genome assembly. NCBI's taxonomy places the organism in Eukaryota, Fungi, Glomeromycota, Glomeromycetes, Glomerales, Glomeraceae.
GUACUAAAGGGAUAUUCGGUAUAGGACUUUCCGAUGGUAUCGAAUAUGCAAGUGUACCGAUAUGUAUGGCUGGCGCAGACGGUCAGCAAUAUGUAUAUGGGUAUAUACCUACAAUAGUUGCAAAAUGUGGAAUGUAUCUAAAAGAAAAAGCAACAACGACGGAAGGUAUAUUUCGUUUAAGUGGAUCUGCGAAAAGAAUAAAAGAAUUGCAAGGGGUUUUCGAUUCUCCACCUUUAUACGGAAAGUCAUUAACUUGGAUGGGUUAUUCCGUACAUGAUGCCGCAAAUAUACUGCGAAGAUAUUUAAAUCAUUUACCGGAUCCAGUCAUUCCACAGCAAUGGUAUGAUCAAUUUCGGUCGGUUCAUGCUAACAAUACCGAUCCACAAGAAAGGGUAAAAAAAUAUCAGAAAUUGAUUUCAAUGCUACCAAAAGAAAAUCAACAUUUACUUCUCUAUAUUCUUGAUCUUCUCGCGGUUUUCUCAUCGAAAUCAGGACAAAAUUUGAUGCCAUCAAAAAAUUUGGCAUCAAUUUUUCAGCCGGGUAUUCUUUCACACCCUUCUCACGAUAUGGCCCCUGAACAAUAUAAGUUAUCUCAAGAGGUUUUGGAAUUCCUAAUUGAUUAUCAAAAUUACUUCUUGAUGUCUUUACCAAGUUCUACAUCAAAUGAUGUAACGGAAGAGAAGACGACGACUUUAAAUAAUAAUAAGUCUCAAGAAGGAAAAGAAUUAUCGAAAGAUACAGAAGGGUACUAUCGUGGGAUCGAUAGAGAAAGUUGUUCAAUAUCUCUACAAGAGCCUCAUGACCUAAACAAUCUACCUGUACCACAAUUAUCUCUACGACGAUCAAGUUUAAGUCUUGAACAUCGAAAUAAAUCGGCAGAUUCCAUAACGAUGAUACCGGGAGUUAUUAAUGAACAAGAUACGAACGAAGAUCUACAAUUAACGAAACGGGUUCAGGGACAAGAUCCUUUAACUCGUAAAAUUACCACGGAUGGUCUAACGAGAAGGAGGACAUUGCCAAGUAAAAAAUCGAAAUAUGGAGUUACAAGGGAAAGGGCAACAUCAACGAUUGGCAGUUCGAACGGUAAUGAUAUUUUCCGUUCAUAG